AUGAUUUACAUCAAUUUUCCACUAAUUCGAUUUUAUCUUGAUAUAGGCAAGAUCUUUUUGAAACCAAUAACCAUUUCAUCUUGUAUCUUAGCCGUCCUUUGCUUCUUUCAGAACCUUGAAAGUGUUAUUAACUUUUCUCAACACGCUUUUUUAUGGAUUGCCAAAAGCUUUUCUACAGUAAAGACCCUUACAUACCUGACUCUGGCUAUCUUUUUGGAAACAAUAAUAAUCUCUGUUCUUUUCCCAUUCAAAGUACUAUACAAAGUUGUUAGCUUCUCGGUAAACACAACUGUUCUUGCUCUUCAAAAGUUUAUUAUUUAUGCCUCUUGGGUCUUGGACUAUCAAAAAACGCUUCAAGCUUGGUCACUAUCAAAGAAAAGCUCAGUGUAUAAUCUAAACUCCUAUGACUACGAAAGUUGUUUUCAGAAUUUUCCCUCAGUUACUGGCUAUAUUUAUUGUCUUGACGGAAAAGUGCAGUUAAUUUGGCAUUUCGGAGAACUCGAGCAUUUGACUCCAAUCUUUAAUGAUCAAUACAUCGAAGCAGACGGUGAAAAAAUAUCCUUUAACGUGAAUGGAAAGAGUACCAAAGUUCAACAAAUUGUAGGUGAAUAUUUCCAUGAUGCAUUCAGUACAAAUACUCAGCUAUUUCGCUGCAAUCAGAUCUUCAAGUUGUACUGUCUUAGCGGAAUCAAAACGGAUUUUUUUCCGGGACUUCUCGAAUACGAAACGUCAACAGGCGAACUCAGAAUUGCUCAGAAAGAAUCCAUUGAACAAGCGUGUGAUGAAAAUGACCCAAAUGAUACUUAUGCAGAUACGGAUUAUUGGAAGUCGAUUUUUGAAGAUGAACCAAAAAUGAUACUAGAAUGGAGUGAUGAAACAGAAAUUAACAAUGAUGAGAAGAACGGAGAUGUCAUCCUUGAAGAGAUAAUUCAAGAAAUAAACUCAGAAAAAUUGUCCGAAAACUUGAAGAGAAAUCUCUUGCCAGUAACUGAGGAUUCAACGGAAGAUACAAACCUUGUCUCAACUGAAACUACUAGCUUUGAAAACAACAUUAACAUUAACAUUAAGGAAUACUCCAAUAACAUUAAAAAUGAACUAGAGGGAGACUAUGGCAAUUUCAAAACUCAUGAUGCACAAGAAGUUGAUUUAGAAAACUUAUUCCCGAUCCUUCCAACUUAUGAACAAAAAAUAGACAGUGAUGCAUUAAAAAAAGAUUCCAUCUUGGAACAAACCGAAGAAAACAAUAUUUAUGGAGAAGACAUCAGAUGGGAGGAUGAUCCAUGUUUCUUGCCAAUAAUACCAAUUUACGAAGAAAAAGAAGAAAGGAAAAGAGGAAACAAAAGAAAGUACAAAGAAAGAGACAUUUUGUCACCAGAGCCGAAGUAUAGUAUCGAUUACCAAGAAGAAAAGGGUGAUGGCAAAGACAUGUUUUCUACUACGAAUAGGUUGAUUUUUGAAUGCCUGGAGCAUAUGAGAGAAAAUUGGGGACUGGAUAAUACAGUACUAGAAGAAGAAGAUAGCACCCUAAGCGAACUGAAGCUGGAAGAGCGGAAUCGAAACGCACAAGAACCUGAUGCAAGUGCAGUAAAUAACAUCAAAAAAGCAAUUACAUUUCCCAAUGGCGGCGAAAACAUUCGACCCUUCUACUCGGAUAGCGAUACUUCAGACGACGAGGAAGACGAAGAUGAAGGAGAUGAAAGAAUAAUGAAACUCGAAGACUUAUUUUAUGAACCAUUUGAUGAUGAUUAUGAUGACUCUAAUCUUUUCCUACAGCAAAAGGAACAUUCUUCAAGCAAAGAAGGAUCACAUAAGGAAGAAGAGACGAUGAAAGAUGGACUAAUGGAGAUUGACGACCUUCAGUUUAUGGACGAAGAGAAGAACAAGACAUUGAAGAUGCAACUUUGUAUGAGUUUUAUAGCCGAGCGAUUUCUUCAGCCGUCUCAAACUGAUUUUGUUGAAGAGACACAGUGCCGGUAA
Schizosaccharomyces octosporus yFS286 is the source of this 1977-nucleotide messenger RNA. RefSeq lists its product as uncharacterized. The record is from RefSeq and is a predicted model, not a curated record. NCBI's taxonomy places the organism in Eukaryota, Fungi, Ascomycota, Schizosaccharomycetes, Schizosaccharomycetales, Schizosaccharomycetaceae. The transcript has a single exon. The coding region runs from base 1 to 1977 and encodes 658 amino acids.